Messenger RNA from Brenthis ino (lesser marbled fritillary), 783 nucleotides. The record is from the annotation of a GenBank genome assembly. Lineage: Eukaryota; Metazoa; Arthropoda; Insecta; Lepidoptera; Nymphalidae.
AUGGCCUCUUUCUGGAUCUUAGCUUUGGCCCUCUUUGCAGGAGCCCAAUCAGCCUCCGCCUCUAGCCGCAUCGUAGGCGGUAACCCCACGAGGGUAGAAGACUACCCCUCAAUAGUUCAAGUGGAGUUCCAGAAUAUCUUCUCUCAGAUAUGGUCUCAAUCUUGUGCUGGUAGCGUUCUUACAAGGUCAUAUGUCUUGUCUGCCGCUCAAUGUUUUUCUGGAAGCUAUUACAGCCCUGAGCUACGUCGCAUUCGAGCUGGAAGCAGCACUCGCAAUGUCGGCGGUGUUAUCGCCGACGUUCAAGUUGCUUUUAACCAUGAAUCUUUUGGUUCACUUGGUAGUGAAGGAGACUUAAGCGUGGUCAGACUGACCACUCCAUUGAUUUACACUCCUGUUGUGCAGCAAGCUAGCAUCAUCCGUCAAGGAACACAUAUUCCCGAUAACUUACCAGUAACAUACGCUGGUUGGGGUUUCACUACGGCGAGUGGCAAUCCUUCUAGUGUUCUUCUCGUUACAUCAGUUUUUACUGUCAACAACACAGUGUGUGCUGAAAGAUACGCCUCUCUUCCUGAGGAGAUACCUGUUACUAAAAAUAUGAUCUGCGCUGGUCUCCUUGAUAUUGGUGGACGAGAUGCUUGUUUUGGUGACUCUGGAGGACCCUUGUACUAUAAUAAUGUCGUAAUUGGUGUGAUAUCUUCAGGUAUAGGUUGUGGUAACGCUACUUACCCUGCCAUCAGUACGUCAGUCGCUUCAUAUACUAAUUGGAUUCAAUCUAUAGCAGUU